AAUGAAGAAGCAAAGCUUCGGUACCAUUUUUUUCCCUUCUUUGUGUUGAAGAUGGUUGUACUUCGUGUGUUUCAAGGCUUGAUGGUGGUAAAGCUCUUGGGAUCUUUUUCUUGGUUAGAAAAAAUCCAUGCUUUUUCCAACUUUUGCCCCAUCCAAAAGACAUCAAAUUAUCGGAACCUGAUCGAACUGAAAUCACAAGAUCAUUCGAAGGAGGAGACAGACACGACAUCGUCACCACAACAAUCGACAAAGCCAUCUGCAUCGUUACCUUUGGCACGCUCCGAUCGACAACAACGCCUCAACCGAAACGAUCAAAUUGAGAGGAUACAAGGCGUUUGGUGGACAUCAGAGAACAGAGAGCAACUCGUGGAAAUCAAAUCUUCCUAUGCAAUAUUCGAUGCGCCGCAACAAUCUUAUGUGUCCACCACCUCGACCAUGCCACCGGCAGUCGCGUACCCACUAGGGGGGACGGACGACAUUGUUACACUUCGGACCUUCAAAUUGGUAGCACCAACCAAGGUGAUCUCCGAGGAGAACGCGACCGUCGAUGCGGUUCCCGAAUGGAUCCCUUCCCCAACCAGCAAGGUGGCGGUACAGCGCGGCGGUGGAUCGGCGAUCGGAACAACCGGCCAGAAGGUCUCGCCGUCUAGUUCUUCAGCAUUCCGUUGGGAAUUGUGCACCGAUCCCGAAGGCAAAUGGAAAUCGGAUCGGGUGGUCCAGGGGUUCGAGGAAAACUUGACCACCUUGCUGGCAUCAGAGGGACCGCACUGGAGCGCGAGCCCCGUAGAUGUAGUCCGCGCAUGUAUCGAAGGGAUAAGAUCUAACAACCUAGAAUUGGUACAUUCUCUGUGCCUAUUUCAAUCGGAAAUGGAGGAGACCAGCGAAAUAUGUAGUGGCAAAAAAGCAAAAGAUAACGAGGUUCUCGAAAUCCUUGCCGACCACUUUGCAGAUGCAGAAAGACCUUUGUCUUGGUCAAUUGUGAAGAGUCAUUACUUUUCUCCAGAUGUAUGCACGCUCAGUGUCCAGAUAGCAUCAGCUGGGACUUUUGACUUUUGUAUUUCUCGGGCAGACAAAGCACGCAGGGGCGAGGGACAGGGCACGUGUUCGCCAUCCAAAAGGCGUGACAAACUGUCGCCAUCGCUUCUCUUCGAUUCGAUUACGGAUGUAGAACUACUAGUCAACGGCAAGACAUGGGAAAUCGAUCACAUUGUUCGCUCAUCCUUUACUACUAAAUGAUGUGAAUGUGCUAUUGUUUUUACGUCAUAACUGAUUCAUAUUUUAUGGAAGACAUUAAUAUCAUACUUAACUU
Pseudo-nitzschia multistriata is the source of this 1309-nucleotide messenger RNA. The record is from the annotation of a GenBank genome assembly. NCBI's taxonomy places the organism in Eukaryota, Bacillariophyta, Bacillariophyceae, Bacillariales, Bacillariaceae.